UAUUUUGUGGGUGAAUAGUCGGGUGAAAAGUGGAACGUAAUGAUCCCAUUUCUAAGUAAUGUGCUACCCUAAGCAUCAAAGUAGUUUAAACAUUGUUUCCACGGAUAGUUAAAUCGAUAACACAAAAGCAGUCAACCUCUUUACACGCACCAAGAAGGCCGCAAACAAUACACAAAAAAGAAAAAAUGAAAACCGCGGGAAUCUUUCAAAAAUCGUGUCAUUCUAUUGUUUCCUUUUAGGAAACAUGGAUGUCAAAUAAACAAUAAUAUUAUUUAUUGAUUAUUUUGUGUCAGAAUUAAGUAACUGAUUAGUUAAUUAGUACAGAUUAGCGUUAAACGCCAAUAUGGCGGAGAAAGCAGAUAAGGCGGAGAAAGAGAAAGUAGAAAAGACAGAGAAGGCUGAGAAGGCAGAAGAGGCUGAAGUGGAGCCAAUAGUAAUCCCGGAGGUCAAGAAAAGACCUAAAGUUGCCUGGAGCGACGACCUCAGCCAUGACUCUGAAGAAGAGAGAGAACGCGAGCGCCUUGCCCAGCUCGAGCGUGAGCUAGCCGAGACUCCGGUCAAACCAAUCUACGAGCCCGAAGAACUUGAGAAGCUUGUCAACUACAUCGUGAGGAUGACGACUUUGUAUGACCUUCGUCCGGAAGACUGGACGCCGGACGUCAUACAAAUCAUCGAAGAUUGGGUCUUGGAACCAAAAUCCACCAUUCUUUGCAUAUAUUUCCGAGGAGACAAAUUGAAAGCAAGCCCUGAAAUCCCAUUGUCAGCGGUUUAUGACUUAACAUACUUCAUAAGACCACUCGAUUUUGUGUUCAAAGCCGAAACCUUCCACGAUGACAUAGUUUUUGGGACCUUCAUAGAUUCCAUAGAAUCGAAUGUAAUUAAUUUGCUGGAAAAUGUGUAUGCUCCGUAUUUUUUUGCGAUUACCUCUUGGCCAGAUAGUGUGAAGAGUGAGUUCUGUACGCACAUCCAUACGUUUCUCGCGAAGCUCACAGACAUGUAUUACAAGAUGUUGGGUCUUACCGUCCUCUACAUUCCUCGGGAGGGCCAGCAACUGUCCUUCGAAAAGGCUAGCGCUGACCGCGAGCUGGUGAAGAGGCUCGAAGGCGUGGUGGUGUACUGGACCCAUCAGAUCAAGUCGUGUUUGGAAGACCAAGCAUUUGUAGCUUCACAAAAGGAACUGUUAUGUCCCAGUGACGAAUAUGAUUUCUGGAUUUACAGACAUGAGAACCUCAACGCUUUACUUCACCAAUUAAAGAACCCAGCAGUGAAGCAUAUAACUAAGAUCCUGGUGACCACUCACUCGACAUUCAUCCACCAGUUCCAGUCUCUCUGCGAGGAGAUUGUCCAGAAGAUACGAGAAGCCACUAACAACAUAGAGUAUCUGCAGGUCAUCACGCAACCUUGCGCCGUCCUAGAAUGUGUGGUGGACCCCGACGAGAUAGCCAAGCACAUCCCGCAAAUAAUUAACCUAUUCCGAUUCAUAUGGAUGGAGUCCCCUACUUACAACUCAGAAUCAAGGAUCACGAAUUUAUUUAAAGCUUUGAGCAACCAAAUUAUAAUUUUAUGCCGGAAUUAUAUUAAGCUGGAGGAACUGUUUGAUGGUAACACGGUCAGGGCGUUAGGGGAGUUCUCGAAGUGUAUCGAUUGCUGCAAGCGGUACAGGGAGAUAUAUGAUGUGAUGGCGGAAGCGCAUAAUGACGUGAAUCCUGGCAGUUGGGAGCUCGACACAGGGUCUAUAUUCAACUAUAUCGACUCGUUUGUGCAGAGAUGCUUCGAUAUGCUCGAUGUUUGUAACUGUAUGAUUAUUUUUGGAAGGAUCAAUGAGUUUGAGAUGAUUAACAAGCCGUGUUUCGGCGGCGCUCGGGGAGACCAGUUCGAGGCCAAGUGCGAGAAGGUGGAGCGGAUGUUCUUUGACGCGCUGCUCGAUGUGAAGGGUGUAGCUGGGACCAUCCUCGACGUGCAGGCGCCCUCCUGGUACGAUGACAUCCUCGCUUUCAGGACUAUCAUCAAGGAUAUUGAGAUUAUAAUAGAGAACCUGGUGGAUACCGUGUUUGAAGGAGUCAACCAUGUCGAAGAAGCAGUGGUUGCUCUUUACUCCCUCAACAAUUAUUCGAAGCGAAAGAAUCUGAAACGUGUGUUCAAGCGAAAGACGGCUGAGGUAUGGGCAAUGUUCAGCGAAGAAGUGCAGGACACCAAGAAGGACAUGGUGUCGAUGCGCAGCCAGCAUCCCGCAGAUCUGCCUUCCUUCGCCGGCAGAGCCACCGUGCUCAAGAUGCGGAAGAACAGACUUAUGUACCUCAAACAAAUAAUGUCUGACGCUUCUGCCUGGCUGCUGCCGUGCAGCAACUCUGAAGACGUGAUCAUGCAUGUGAACAGGCUGAUGGGGGCCAUCGACGUCGCUAUAAGAGAACUGUGGAUAUCCUGGACGCACAACUUAGAUGACAAGUGUGGCGCCGGUCUCAACAAGACUCUGAUGAGGAAGAGCGCAGAGAAUCCUGGUCUCCUUGAGUGUAAUAUCGAUGUGAACAUUUUGGAACUCUGUAAAGAAGCAGCUCACUGGGAAAAUCUUUGUAUGGAUAUUCCAGUCCAUGCUUUUCAGGUGUUCAUGAAGAGCAAGACAGUACAUUAUGUUUAUGAAAGUGUGUUAGCUGUAGUGAAGGGGUACAACAAGAUCCUAGACUCACUGUCCGAUGAGGAGCGAUUACUGUUCAAACCUUUAAUUUUGGCCUGUGAAAAAAAAGUGCAACCAGGUAUCACGAAAUUAACUUGGACCUCUACAAUGUCAGAUGCAUAUAUUGCAGACUGUGUUAUGCAAAUUGGUGAACUUCAAGAUUUUUUGACAACGUAUAAAAACUGCAAUAUUAAUUUGGUAAAAAUCAUGGAAAAAAUUUGCGAUACUCCAUUUAUCGAAUUUGAUAUUUAUAAUGUUUUCGAUAUCCAAGUACUGCGAGCAAAAAUAAGAAAAAUGGAAAGUACAGCUAUGGAUGCUGUAUUAGAUAUGUAUAAAGUAAUAGUAAUUUACCUUGUAAUUGUAUACGAAGGAUUUGAGGCUUAUAUAACACAGAUGGCAGAGCAUUGGAUAAAAUAUGUUAGAAGAUUUGAUCGACUUUUGGAAGAUGCUCUUAGGCUGGGAGUCAAAUCCACGAUGCAAAACAUGUACAAAUGCGUUCAUGGAGACGGAACUAUGGCUCCUUCGCCACUGAUAAAAAUGAAUUUAUACCUCACUGGCAAAGAAAUAACUUACAUACCUACAAAAGACCAUAUCAAGGAAACAUUUACGACAGUUUUGGAUGAAGUCGUUCACAUUCUGAGUACAGUUCCACGACUUUAUGAAAAGUUUGCUUUACCAGCGGGUGGUCUGAAAAAAUUCUACGAAGUUAUACAAGCUGAUCAAGACUGCAAUAAGCUCCAAGCGUUAAUCGGCGACGAAGUCGAAUAUAAUAUAAAUCUUGUAAAUGAGCACCUUACAAUGUGGGAACCUUAUUCGCACAUCUGGAAAGUAGAUAAAGAGGAAUUUUUAACACAUUACCGCGAUGAAAAAUGUUCUGCUGCAGCGUUUGAUAACCUGAUUAUAAAUUAUAGCAAUCUCGCUAAUUCCGUACAGAUACAAGAGACUAUUAACCAGAUCCAUUUUAUUACUCUUAACUCAAGCGAGUUAAAAAAGUCUAUUAUAGCCCAUUGCAUUGUUUGGCAAACAAAGUUAGGAGAGCUGCUCAGAAUGAUUACAGAAAAUGAUAUUGAUGUCGUCUAUAACUAUGUUGAAAAAAGCAGCGAGGAAGCAAUGAAAGUGCCAAUGGACUUAAAAGAGCUCCAAAUAGCAAUAGAGACUUACGAUCGUUUGUUAAUGGAAAUACAGACAGUCGAGAAGACCUUUCCUCCUAUAACAGAUCAAAUGACAACAUUAGCGAAGUUUGAAGUUGAAUUAAGCAAUGAUAUGGUAACGCGGCAUGAAAAUAUACCAGUUCUCUGGGCAGAAUAUUUAUCAGUCUUAGAAGAAGCUAAGAAAGCUCUUGAAAUGAAUAAAGACAAAUUCAAAAACGGAUUACUGGAUCAAGCUGAAGUAUUUAAAGAAGCCGCUAAAGAAUUUUGCGAAGAUUUUUAUAAAACUGCUCCCGUUACUUCUGAUAUAUCUGGCAAAGACGCUCUGGCUCAGUUAAAAGCUUUCAGAGAACAACUUAACGCAUUGCGAGCUCAAGAGCAACAAAUACGCGAUGGCCUUGCAGUGUUUAACUUAACUACUCCAGUGAAUCUGGAUCUUCUGAAGAUGGAGAAGGAGCUGGAGAAAUUGGAGGAGGUUUGGGGCUUGGUGAACCAAUGGGAGGAGUCCUGGGAGAAAUAUAAGACCCAAACUUUCUGGGAAAUGGAGACAGACGAAAUGGAAGAAAAUAUAAUGAGUUUGUUUAGAAAUUUCAACCGUCUUGCACGCCAGCUUAAGGAUAAAAAUUGGGAAAUUAUCGAGACAACAAGGAUUAAAGUCGACGCGUUUAGACGAACUCUUCCACUUAUCGGUGAUUUAAAGAACCCCUGCAUGAGAGAACGGCACUGGGAUAGAAUAAAAACACUUAUGGGAGUCGAUUUCGACCAAAAUUCUGAAGAUUUUAAGCUGGAACUUAUUAUGAGGCUCAAUUUCCAAGCUUACGCAGAAGAAAUAGCUGAAAUAUCCAACGCUGCAACCAUGGAAUUGAACAUAGAAAAUGGACUUAAAGCUAUAAGAGAGGUGUGGAAGAAUACAACGUUUGAGAUGUCACAUCAUAAGGGUGACAUUUAUAGGAUUAAGAAUGUUGAAGAUGUUAUGCAGUUUCUUGAAGAUCACCAAGUGCAGCUAUCGUCAAUGAAGUCCACGAAAUAUGUUGAGCCGUUUAUAAAAGAAGUAGAUUACUGGGAAAAGUCGUUAGGUUAUGUUGCAGAAUGUAUCGAAAUUUCCUUACAAGUCCAACGUCGUUACCUUUACCUUGAAAGUAUUUUUAGCGGUGAAGAUAUCAGAAAGCAAUUACCGAAUGAAGUUCUUAUUUUUGACGAUUUGACAGCCGAUUGGACAGAAAUUACAGCCAAUAUGUAUGCUGGCAAAAAUGCAAUAGAAGCAUGUAUAUACAAGCCAGCACCUUACCUAUUCAAUAAACUGAACCAAAUGGUUGAUAAUUUGGAUGGCAUUCUUCGAGCUCUUGAGAAGUAUCUCGAGACGAAACGGCAGAUAUUCCCAAGAUUUUACUUUAUUUCCAAUGAUGAUCUGCUUGAGAUUCUUGGUAAUUCAAAGAAGCCUUCACUGAUCCAAGUUCAUUUGAAAAAGCUCUUCGAUAACGUCAACAGAAUCAGGAUUGAUAAGAAAAAAGUUAUAGACUUGAUGGAGGCUCCACAAGUCACGGAUCCAAUCAAAUUAUUUUGUAAGAGAAACCUCCUCAAAGUACAACAGAAUAGAAUGAAUGUGAAAUACCAAGACAGUGAUAUAAAGUCCUUUAAGUCUGUGUACAGGAUAGCUUGCUGUAAAGCCAUAUACUCACACAACUGGAACAAGUUGCUGUACCUGUUAAAGAAGUGUCCGCCGUGGGUACAUAACUUUAAAGAUGUUAAUGAGGCCGCCUUGUAUGUGAGAGCCCUAGUAAUUCUACUAAUGUAUCAUCCCAGUUCUCAAGCUCAAGGCUUAUUGAAUGACUACCUACAUUUAAACCCCCUAGGUCUGCCCGUAGCCAAAGCUAUGACGUCUGAAGAUGGGGAGUGUAUUGAGUGGAAGUAUAACUUGGUGUUGGACGGGCCUGCAGAGUCCUGGCUGCUUGGGCUGGAGCACACCAUGAGGGUAGUGCUCAGAGAUCAAUUAAUAUUGACACGAGCUGCUUUAAGAAAGUGUCGAUAUCAGAGGGAGCAAUGGAUCAAUGAUUGGCCUGGUCAACUAGGAAUAACAUCCAGCAAGAUACAAUGGACAUCGGACUGCACUCGCACCCUCUGUCGCUGCGAGAUUAUGCAGGAAAAGAAACCGUUGAAGAAACUGCGCAAGAAACAGAACCUGAUCCUCACGACCCUUCAGAUGAUGUCCAGGAAAGAGAUCUCGAAGAUUCUACGCUGUAAAGUCAAUGCGCUGUGUGUCAUCGAGAUACAUUCGAGAGACACUGUCGAUAGAAUGUAUAAAAUGGGUUGCAUGAACGUAACGGCAUUCGAGUGGUUCUCCCAGCUCAAGUUCUACUGGGACCGAGAGCGCGAGGACUGUUACAUCAAACAGACGAACACCAACUCUAUCUACACGUACGAGUACAUCGGGAACUCGGGGAGACUCGUCAUCACACCACUUACUGACAGAUGCUACAUAACCCUUACGACUGCACUGCACCUGUUCCGCGGCGGCAGUCCGCAGGGCCCGGCCGGCACGGGCAAAACCGAGACCGUGAAGGAUCUCGGCCGGGCGCUCGCCAGAUGGGUGGUCGUCACCAACUGUUCUGACGGACUCGAUUACAAGUCCAUGGCUAAGUGUUUCUCGGGUAUUGCUCAAAGCGGCUGCUGGGGUUGCUUCGACGAGUUUAACCGCAUCAACAUCGAGGUACUGUCCGUGGUCGCGCAGCAGAUCCUCGCGGUGCUGCUGGCUCUCUCGCUGUUCCAGAAGCGGUUCAUGUUCGAAGGCUGCGAGAUCAAACUGGAUGCCAACUGCGGGAUAUUCAUCACCAUGAAUCCUGGUUAUGCGGGCAGAACCGAGUUGCCAGAUAAUUUGAAAUCCAUGUUCCGUCCGAUCGCCAUGUGUGUACCGGAUUCCCUCAUCAUUGCAGAGAAUACACUCUUCUCUGAUGGAUUCACCGCAUAUAAAGUUAAUGCCAAAAAGGUGUUCACCUUAUACCAGCUGGCUAUGCAGCAACUGUCCAGACAGGCCCAUUACGACUUCGGUCUGCGAUCCAUGGUCGCCCUGCUCCGGUAUGCUGGUAUCAAGAGGAGGGCUUACCCUAAUCUACCUGAACAAGAGAUGGUAAUCCUUGCGAUGCGAGACAUGAACGUAGCCCGGUUAACGGCCAAAGACGUGCCGCUGUUCGACGGUAUCAUGCAGGAUAUCUUCCCCGACGUGGAGAUCCCAACGUUGGACUACGAGAUGCUGGAGACGGCCAUCACCGCGGAGAUGAGGGCCGCUGGGCUGCAGCCCGUGAAGGCGGCCCUGCAUAAAGUUAUACAGACGUAUGAGACCAAGAAUUCACGUCACUCAAGUAUUCUCCUUGGCGACACGAAUACCGCUAAGUCGGUAUCAUGGAAGAUGUUAGCAGCCACCCUCACACGACUCCACCGGGAGAAAGUCCCGGGAUUCGAGGUGGUCCACCCCUUCCCGAUCAACCCAAAAGCUCUGACCCUGGGAGAGCUGUACGGGGAGUAUAACCUGGCUACCGGUGAAUGGAAGGAUGGAGUCCUGUCUUCUAUCAUGAGGACUACCUGUCAAGAUGAGUCUCCCGACAUGAAGUGGAUAAUAUUUGACGGUCCUGUGGACGCCAUUUGGAUCGAGAACCUGAACUCUGUGAUGGAUGACAACAAACUGCUGACGUUGGUCAACAGUGAGAGGAUUUCUAUGCCAGCGCAGGUCACUCUGCUGAUUGAGACCUUGGACUUGGCAGUGGCAUCGCCAGCCACGGUCUCCCGUAACGGUAUGGUAUACAACGACUACAAGGAUUGGGGCUGGUGGCCCUUCGUCAACUCUUGGCUAGACACCGUCGACGAUCCUGACUAUAGAGAGAUGCUGCGGCGCCACUUCAUGUCGAUCCUGACGCCGGUGCUGGAGCUGAAGCGGCUGCAGCUGGCGGAGGGCCCCAGCGUGCGCGGCCAGGAGCUCACGGGCGUGCGCGCGCUGUGCCGCCUGCUGGCGCUGCGGCCCUCGCCCGCGCCGCCCGCGCCCGACGAGGAGGACAACGAGGGGCUCGCCAAGAUGCGCUUCCUCUUCGCGAUGAUAUGGUCUGUCUGCGCUACCCUGGAGGACGAGCCUCGUAAGAAGCUGGACAACUGGAUACGCGAGCACGAGGGGAUAUUCCCGCUCAAAGACACCGUGUACGACUACUACGUGGACGAGAGACUGCGCCAGUUUAAACCGUGGGAGCAGAAGCUGCCCGAUAGCUGGAGAUUUAAUCCUGCGAGCGGUUUUCACAUGAUCCUGGUCCCGACGGUGGAGUUCAUCCGCGUCCAGAUUAUCGCGCUGAAAGUGUUGAAGGCAGGCUACGGCGUGCUCCUGGGAGGACCCACUGGGACUGGAAAGACCUACCUCAUACAAGGCACGCUCAUCAACCUAGACCCUACCAAGUAUAGUACUCAAGUGAUCAACAUGUCCGCUCAGACUACGGCAGCUAACGUUCAAGAUAUCAUCGAGUCGAGACUCGAGAAGAGAACCAAAGGGAACUAUGUGCCGGCUGGAGGUAAGAGAAUGAUAGCGUUCAUGGACGAUAUCAACAUGCCGGUGAGGGACUACUACGGGUCGCAGCCGCCCCUGGAGCUGGUGCGGCUGUGGCAUGACUAUGGGUACUGGUUCGACCGCGCCAAGCAGUGGCGGAAGAAUGUCAAGAACAUGGUCCUGUGUGGCGCGGCGGGUCCCCCGGGCGGGGCCCGCUCGUCGCUGCCCCCGCGGCUGCUGUCUUGCUUCCACGCCUUCUACCUCCCCUCGCCCACGCAGUCGCAGCUCGUCAAGAUCUUUGGCACCAUGCUCAGCCAGCAUCUACAGGACUUUGAUGAGGAGACCAAGUCCGUUGGUAAAACGGUGCUGAUAGCCACUAUCGACAUGUUCAACCACAUCGUGGCUAAACUUCUGCCCACCCCGCACAAGAUGCACUACCUGUUUAACUUGCGAGAUAUAUCGAAAAUAUUCCAGGGCCUGCUCCGUAGCAACAAAGACUACACUAACACAAAGUCGCGGUUCCUGCGUCUGUGGAUACACGAGUGCUUCAGAGUGUUCAGCGAUCGACUCACAGAAGAAAAGGACCGCGAGUGGUUCAUGAAUCACAUAGGCGACAUGCUGGGCAAGCACUUCGAGCUGACGUUCCACGCGCUCUGCCCCACCAAGAGCCCGCCGCUGUUCGGACAUUUCCUCAACCCAUACGAGGUCUAUGAUGAUAUGAACGAUCCGGUUGCUUUGCGCAAAUACAUCACGAUCCAGAUGGAGGAGUACAACAGCUGCCCGGGCGUGGUUAAGAUGGACCUGGUGCUGUUCAAGGACGCCAUCGAGCACGUCUGCCGCAUCGUGCGCGUCAUCUCGCAGCCGCGCGGGAACAUGCUGUGUGUAGGGAUCGGUGGUUCGGGAAGGACUUGCCUAACGCGAAUGGCCUCAUACAUCUGCGAAUACCACUCCUUCUCAGUCGUCGUCACUAAAACUUAUGGUGUCAAGGACUUUAGGGAGGAUCUAAAGGUACUAUACACGGCAUGCGGCGUGGACCACAAGAAGACGACGUUCAUAUUCUCUGACACGCAGAUAGCAGAGGAGACCUUCACAGAGAUCAUCAACAACUUGUUGAGUAGUGGAGAAGUCACCAACCUGUACAAGACUGACGAGUUCGAAGAUAUAAAGACAGCGUUGGAGAAGCCGAUGAAGGCGGCGAACCUGAUGCAGACCAACGAGGUGGUGUACCUGUUCCUGGUGGACCGCGUCAGGCACAACCUGCACAUUGUGCUCUGCUUCAGUCCCAUCGGGGAAGAGUUCAGGAACCGCAUCCGUCAGUACCCCGCUCUGAUCAACGCGACCACCACGAACUGGUUCCUGGAGUGGCCGCGCGAGGCGCUGCUGGAGGUGGCCUACCGCUUCCUCGAGGGUGUUGAGCUGCUGGCAUCUAUCACCGGGCCCAGGGUCCGACGGUUGGAAUCUCUAAUAGAAAGUCGUGAGGACAUCCUCCGCGCCUCCGUGGCGUCCAUCAUGUCUCUGAUCCACUCGUCCGUGGGCAAGUACUCCGUCAAGAUGUGGCAGGAGAUGCGCAGGACCAACUACGUCACACCCACCAACUACCUCGAGCUGGUGGCCGGGUACAAGGAGAUGUUAAAAGCGAAGCGUUUCGAGAUAGCCCUCCAGGCGAACAAGUUGCGCAACGGUCUCGGCAAAGUGGAGGAGACCACUCGCCUCGUCGGACAGAUGUCUGAGGAACUCGCUGAGGCUCAGGUUCAAGUGGGUGAAUACACAGAGCAGUGUAUCGAGUACAUGGGCGUCAUCAACGUGCAGCAGCGCAACGCGGACGAGCAGCAGCGCAGCGUGGCGGCGCGCAGCAAGAAGACCAUGGAGGAGGAGGUGCAGUGCAAGAAGCUGGCCGACGCCGCCAUGAGGGACCUGGCCAGCGCCAUGCCCGCGCUCGAGGAGGCCAUCAAGGCAUUGGAUGCUUUGAACAAGAAGGACAUUACUGAAAUUAAGUCUUACGCCAAGCCGCCGCAGAAAGUCGAGAUGGUGCUGGAAGCUGUGCUCAUCUUACUUCAGAAAGAGCCAACAUGGGCUGAAGCAAAGCGCCAACUCGGCGAUCAGUACUUCCUGGAUCGGCUUCGCGACUUCGACAAGGAUAACAUAUCUGACAAGACUCUAAAGAAGAUCGGCACGUACACGGUGAAGCCGGACUUUGACCCGGAGAUCGUGGGUACCGUGUCCGCUGCUGCAAAGUCGCUGUGUCUGUGGGUGCGCGCUAUUGAGAAAUAUGGGAAGAUUUACAAGAUAGUAAAACCAAAGAAGGAGCGUCUAGAAGAAGCGUUAGAGUCUCUACGUAUGAAGCAGCAGAUCUUGGCGGAGGCCCGCGCCAAGCUGCGCGAGCUGAGCGAGAUGAUCGCGCGGCUGCAGCGCGAGUACGACGAGAAGGUCGCGCAGAAGGAGGAGCUCGAGAGGAGGUCCAAGAUGCUGCAGCUCAAGCUAGAGAGGGCAGAGGCUCUGAUUACCGGGUUAUCUGGUGAGAAGGAACGUUGGGAGGCGACAGUGGAGCGUUUAGAUAAGGAGUUCGACAACUUGCCGGGAGACUGUCUCAUAGCUACGGGUUUCGUGGCAUACCUCGGGCCCUUCGUGUCCGAAUACCGGGAGUCGCUCAUGGAUGACUGGUUCUUAGAGGUAUAUAACGAAUUACUCCCGGUGACUACGGGGCUAAGUAUGAAGAAGUUCUUACUGGACGACGCUACGCUAAGAGAUUGGAAUUAUAUGGGAUUGCCUGAUGACAACUUCAGUGCGGAGAAUGGUAUCAUAGUGGUCCGCGCCACGCGCUGGCCGCUGGCCGUGGACCCGCAAGGACAGGCUCUCAUAUGGAUCUCACAUCUGGAGGAGAAGAAUGAUAUACAGAUCGUGGACUUUGGGCAGCCGAACUACCUGAAGAUAAUGGAGAACUGCCUGAGUGAGGGCAAGCCCAUCAUAGUUCAGAACGUGGGCGAGGUGUUGGACCCCUCCAUCGCCCCUAUACUCACGAAGGCGAUCGUGACCAUCGGCACCUCGCAGGUCAUCAAGUUCAAUGACAAGAUGGUCGCCUAUAACCCUUCGUUUAGAUUAUAUCUUACUACUAAACUUGGAAACCCAGUUUACACUCCGGAGACUUUGACGCAGACUACGAUGGUGAACUUUGCCGUAAAGGAGCAGGGUCUGACGGCGCAGCUGUUAGGUAUCGUCGUCCGGAAAGAGAGGCCGCAGCUGGAGCAGAUGAAGGAUACGCUCGUGUUGUCUAUAGCUCACAACAAGAAAGUGCUUGUGGACCUGGAAAAUGACCUGCUGCGCAUCAUGUACGAGUCACAAGUGCCGCUGCUGGAGAACGAGGAGCUGUUCCUGACGCUGCAGACCUCGCAGCGCACCUCACUGGACGUCAAGGAAGCUCUCAUCACUUCACAGCAUACUGAGAAGGAGAUCGACACGGCCAGGGCGGGUUACGUACCGGUAGCCGUCCGUGCGUCAGUGCUGUUCUUCGCGCUGAACGACCUCUCCCGCAUCGACCCCAUGUACCAGUUCUCGCUGGACGCCUACAUCGACCUCUUCACGUACUCCAUCGACCGCAGCCCGAAGGCCGUCGAACUUGAAGACAGGAUCAAUAACCUGAAUGAGUUCCACACCUAUGCCGUGUACAAGAACACCUGUCGAGCCCUGUUCGAGCGCCACAAGCUGCUGCUCUCGUUCCACAUCGUGUCGCGCAUCCUGUUCCAGAUGGGCAAGAUGUCACGCAACGAGUACCUGUUCCUGCUGAAGGGCGGCAUCGUACUCGACAGAUCUGAACAGCCCGACAACCCCACUAACUGGCUACCGGACGAGUGCUGGGACAACAUCACGGAGAUGGAUAAGCUGCCGGGCUUCCACGGCGUCACCGACACGUUCGAGACGCUCAGCAAGGAGUGGCGCGAGUGGUACCUGCACCCGGAGCCAGAGACACAGCCGCUCAUCGGCGACUGGAACGACAUCUGCAGCGACUUCCAGAAGAUCCUGUUCAUCCGGUCGCUGCGCGUGGACCGCGUGUCCGCCUGCAUCACCACCUUCAUCAUCAACGUGCUGGGGCCACGAUAUGUCGAGCCGCCGGUCUUGGAUAUCAGGGCCGCGUGGGAGGAGUCCUCAUGGAAGACGUCGCUACUGUUCGUCCUGUCGCCGGGCGUGGACCCGACGGCGGCGCUCAUCCAGCUCGCGCUCGACGUCAAGAUGUUCGACAAGUUCGCCUCGCUCAGUCUCGGACAGGGACAGGCGCCCACUGCUAUCAGGAUGUUAUCCCACGGCAUGAAGGAAGGUGGCUGGGUAUUCCUGGCUAACUGCCACCUGGCGUGCGAGUGGCUGGGCUCGCUGCGCGGCCUGGACAACCCUAAGAUCCACCCGCGGUUCCGCCUGUGGCUGUCCUCCAUGCCCGACGACAAGUUCCCGUUGGGGAUGCUGCAGCGGAGCAUCAAGAUGACUACUGAACCGCCGCAGGGUCUGAAGGGCAACCUGGUGCGUCUAUUCGCGAACAUAAACGAGGACAAGUUCGACGAGGCGACGCCGAAGUACCGGCGCCUGUUGUUCUGCGUGUCCUUCUUCCACUGCACGCUCAUCGCUCGUAAGCGGUUCCGCCAGCUCGGGUACAAUGCCGUCUACAGCUUCAACGAUGCUGAUUUCGAUGUGUCAGACAACCUGCUAGCCAACUACCUGGAGGAGUACGAGGAGGUCCCGUGGGACGCGCUCCGCUACCUGUUCUCCAUCAUCAACUACGGCGGACACAUCACCGACGACUGGGACAAGCGCGUGCUCAUCGCGUACAUCACGCAGUUCUUCAACGAGGAUGCUCUCGAUACCCCCUUCUAUAGGCUGUCUUCGAUCCCCGCAUACCACAUCCCUCGCGACGGCAGCUUGGAGUCGUACCGCGACUUCCUGGACCUGCUGCCCGCCUCCGAGCGCGCUGAGUCAGUAGGGCAGCACGCCUCUGCUGACGUCGCCACGCUGGCGCAGGAUGCGCUGAUAAUGUGUUCCACACUAUUUGGUCUGGCAUCUACUGGAGGUGGCGGUGCUGGUGGAGGAGAAGACCAAAAGGUCGACGAGCUUGCCUUAGAAAUGCUACACAAGCUGCCCGCUAAAAUAGACAUGGAGACGACGGAGCGUAUGAUGGGCCCCGAGAUCGUAAUGCCGAUGUGUGUGUCCCUGCUGCAAGAGAUCACGUACUUUAACGAGCUUAUCAACAAGAUCAUUGCGGGACUCAAGGAACUUCGGCGUGCGAUUGAGGGUCUCGUCGUGAUGUCUGAGAUGUUAGAGACCAUGUACACUUGUAUUUUCGAGGGGAAAGUGCCCGUCUUCUGGUUACGAGGACGGCCGUCCAUGAAGCCGCUGGGCGCGUGGUGUCGCGAGCUGUUCCUGCGCGGCGCGCACCUGCAGGGCUGGGCCAACGCGCCGCGCGCGCCGCCCACGCUCUGCUGGCUGCCCGCCUUCGUCGCGCCCACCGGCUUCCUCACCGCCGUCAUGCAGACAACGGCCCGCGGUGAGAGCUGGCCUAUCGACAUGCUCUGCUGGGAGUUCACCGUCAUGCCGCUGGAGGAGGCCGGCUUCGUGCGCCCGCCGAGAGACGGAGGCGUUUAUAUUAGAGGCCAGUACCUAGAGGGCGCGUCAUGGUUCAAGAAGGAGGCCUGCCUGCAGGAGCCGCUGCCCAUGCAGCUCGUCUUCCCCAUGUCGCCCAUACACUUCAAGCCUAUCAAGGCUACUGGGAAACGCUUGCGCAACCGCUACAUCUGCCCGUGCUACUACUAUCCGCUGCGCAUGGGCGCCUUCGUGGUGGCGGUGGACCUGCCGGCCGGCAAGGAGUCCUCCGACUUCUGGGUCAAGCGCGGCACUGCCAUGCUCUGUACACUCGCCACUUAACUGGAAAGGCUCUUAUUAUUUCGUCUAUCGGCUCAGUUAUUCUUAGUCCUUAUAUUUACUGUAUUCUAAACUGUAUUUGAACUGCACAAUGUGUAAUGCUGAUUCCUGGAGGUCAAGUCUUAUAGUAAUAUUUUUGCGGGUGUGGAACAGAGAUGCCGCGAUGUAUUGCGCUGUCACGUUUCCUCAACCAUGGUAUGUCUUCUUAACUUAAUUUAUUAAUGAGGGUAGUUUUUAAAUAAAAGGUAAAAAGUAAAAUAAUUCAUUUUAUUUUUAAUGCUUCUUAAAAUUUUGGUUGGUUCGUAGGCUGUCAUAUCUGUUAGUGUAUUCAUU
Molecule: messenger RNA, 14569 nt
Organism: Trichoplusia ni (cabbage looper)
Lineage: Eukaryota; Metazoa; Arthropoda; Insecta; Lepidoptera; Noctuidae
Gene: kl-2
Product: dynein heavy chain 2, axonemal
Exons: 81
Coding region: 344-14239 (4631 amino acids)
Biological process (GO): microtubule-based movement
Cellular component (GO): dynein complex
Molecular function (GO): ATP hydrolysis activity; dynein intermediate chain binding; ATP binding
Source: RefSeq, a predicted model, not a curated record